Candidozyma auris is the source of this 2304-nucleotide messenger RNA. Its product is annotated as DNA damage-responsive RNA polymerase-degradation factor DEF1. Lineage: Eukaryota; Fungi; Ascomycota; Pichiomycetes; Serinales; Metschnikowiaceae. The record is from RefSeq and is a predicted model, not a curated record. Bases 1 to 2304 code for a protein of 767 amino acids. Gene Ontology annotation, molecular function: ubiquitin binding. The transcript is spliced from 3 exons.
AUGUCACAACGAAAAGCAAACAAGAACCACCCCAAGAGGGCCAGCGGUCACACAAAUGUGGCUUCUAAAUCAACUGAUUUACAGACCUUGAAUGAAAUGUUCCCUGAUUGGGAGACUGACGACUUGGCUACUCUAUUAAUCGAGCACAACAACGACGUGGAGUUCGUAAUCGACUCAAUUGUGAACAAUAAAGUUGCGAAAUGGGAACCUAUCAAAAAGGAUACGAAACCCAAGAAAAGGGAGGAAUCACACGAUUCUGUAACUCCAACGACAAGUUCACAAAAUCACGACCAAGGCUUCAAGCUGCAAAAAAAAGACAAAGUAAAGGUUGAUAAGAGGAGAGAUAAGAAAGCGGCGCACACUCCAAGGAAAGACUCUGCGUCAUCCUCUUCCGCCAGCAAGUCUUUGAGUAUCGAAAGUGGGAAAUUGUCUACUAGUAGAUCCAAUAAUACAGAGGGAGCUCAAAAGAUCCAGCUGAAUUCUUGGGCCGCAACUCUUGGCAAGGAAUCAAAAGCGAAGUCAGGGACAACCCCUUCAUCUGUUACCGAGGCGAUUGGUGAAACAGAGUCGCAGGAGAGAAAAUAUACACUGAAGCGCGAAUCUGAUUUCCAGGCUGACUCAAAAAGGCAUACGGACUCCGGUAGUAACGAGGAGCACACAAAAGAACAAACACCAACCUCACUGACAUCAUGGGCUUCUGCUAUCAAACCCAAGUCAAAACCACAGCCAAGAAAAGACGUUUCGUAUGAGACCUCUGCUCCUAAGAGUGUUCUGGAUCAAAAGAGUAAUGUUCUUCCGAUAAAAGCGCAGGCACCAGACUCAUCAAAAUCCGACGAAACAACUUUGGAGCCAAUAACAAAGCCUAAUGUGAGCGAUUAUCAUACCAAGGAUAGCACCACCACUGUAAAAGAGUCAGAAGUGAUCUUGCCCCAAGAGGUUAGUAACAUUGGUGUUUCUUUUGGCUCCUUGACUUUAGGAUCAAAGGAUGCGAACGUGGAGCGUGAAGAGAACACGGCCCUGAACAGUUUGGCAUCUGAAUCAAUCAAACCACAACAGGCGGUCGAUGAGCAAAUGUACCAUGAUCCUCAAGACUCUGUUAGAGGUUCCGAAACGAUCAAUCAGUAUACACAAAUCCAAAAUCAACACGCCCAACAGGUGCAGCAGUCAAAGCCGACGCAGCUGGUAGACCAAAUAUCGCAAGCUCAACAACUGCAAGGACAACAUGAGCAACAUCAUUCUGGGCAAGGUCAGCAAAAUUACCCGCAGCAGCAACACCACCAGCAACAGAAGAAUGCUCCGCAGGGCCAGGAAUUUCAAUCGCAGUAUCAGCAAAUGCAACAGCAGUAUCCUCAACAGGCUGCUGCGGGUAAUAUUCCCGGUCAGUUUGCAUAUCCUGGCUACGAUUACUCCGCUGCAUUUGCACAGGCAGGUGUUGGAUCAAUUUCUCCGGCUUACUAUCAUAACACUAUGAAUGCUUCAGUUCACGGCAAGAGUGGGUCACAUGGAGGUAGCAAUGCUGAUUUUGGGCUGUCUCCUCUAAUUCAAGGAUCUACCAUUGCACAACAAAAUUUAUCUCAACAAGCACAACAAAUCCCCGGAUCAGCGCCCUUUGGCUUCCCAAACUAUUACAAUUACUAUUACAAUACCCCGUUCUAUGGAAAUGGCGCCAAUAUUGGAGCUACAGGUGGUGGAUAUGGAAUGCAGCCUCAUAUGAGUGAUAACAGUGGCGGUAAUAACACAAGUGCUGGCGACGGCGAAGCGCCUUCACAAGAUUCGCAAAAUGCACAGUCAGUCAAUCAGUACUAUGGACAGUAUUAUGCAGCUCCAAAUCAAUUUAAUGCCCGUGGCGGAUACCCAUUCACGGGGUAUCCAGCAACUCAGCCAUUUCCACUGAGCUCUGUACAAUUUGGUGGCCUGAAUGACAAACAGGAACAAGCAGGUCAACAACAACAAAAUCAGCAAGGUCAGCAACAACACCAGCAACAACAAAAUCAACAACAGCAGGGUCAGCAGAGACCGCAGAUUUCCAACUCACAAACAGGACCUGUGCCUAACGUUGUUCCUGGCUACCCCCAGCAAAUGCCACAAUUCGCGAAUUAUCAACAGUACCAUCAGUACGGAAAUUAUCAGGACAGCAAUCAGUAUCAAAAAAGUCCUCCCAAAUUUCUUCUCAUACUAAACACACAUAUUAACAAAUGUCUACAGAGAAGAAAAAGUCUUCUAGGAAGAAGAAGGACCCAAACGCUCCAAAGAGAUCAUUAUCAGCGUACAUGUUCUUUGCCAACGAGAACAGAGACAUUGUGA